GGAAUGUCCACUUCCUCUCCUCGCUGUAAAGUAAUAACUGUAAUUGGUCUGAGGAAGCUACUACAAAACACAGAUAUUGCAACAUUUUUUCAGCUUCCAGUUGUCUGCUGCUGAAAUCUGCUGCGAGGAGCCACAAACUACAACCUGGAAAAAUGACUGUCCUCACACUCACACAAGGAAUAUGAUCCGACAUUAGUACCUGCAAGGAAAGGAGCAAAACAAGACCUGAGAGGGAGAAUGUUCAGCUUCAGGCUCGCCUACAUUUUCUCGUACAACCUGUUCCAGUUCUGCGGGCAUACAUGGAUACUGGCCAACAGCAUAGCCAGGCUCCUCACAUUUGGUCGAGAUGCUUUAGCAGACACAUUUUACUCUAUCGGCUUAGUGAUGAGUCUGUGCCAGCUGCUCUCCAUCCUGGAGCUCUUCCAUAUCGCGGACGGGAUUGAGAAAGCCAGACUUCUUCCACGCUUCGUCCAAGUCAUGGAGAAGAACCUCCUGCUGAUCAUGGUCAUCAUGGUGGAGGAGAUCCAGAGCAAACCCGUCGUGUUUGUACUGUUCUUCCUUUGGAACAUUCUGGACCUCUUACGAUACACCCAUGAGCUGCUGUGCUCUAUGGACAAACCAUCCAUCGCCAUGCUGUGGGCCCGCUACACACUCCGGAUCCCCUUAUACAUCCUGUCAGUGGCCACUGAAGUCGUCACCAUAUAUCAGACGCUGCCUUAUGUUGAGGCGACGCCGCCAAAGUCGUGCUCUCUGAAUUCAACCACGUCAGAACACAUUCGCCGGCCCAUCCUCCUAAUGCUCUGCCUGCCCGUUCUUGCUCUCGGCGCCUCCGUGACUGUCUGGCAGCUGCUGAAGGAGAGACAACAUCGGCUGGAGAAAUGGAACAAGAAGAUGAAAAGAAAAUGACGAUCGGACGCGUUUGAAUCCUUCCAAUGUCUGUUUAAAUUCAGUGAUGUCAUCAGGAUGUGUGAGUCUGGAUUUAAGAGAAGAUCUCAAGAGGCACAAAUCAAAUCCAUUAAGUAUUUCCUGUGUUUGAUGAACCUUUAAUGGGCAGAUAAUGACAGAUGACAUGCUCAUAUGUGCUCCAAGCAGAGCUACACUUUCAGUCCGUGAUGCUCAGUGAGCCUCAGCCGUCUCUGUUUGCGGUGACGAGGCUCCUCCGGGCUACCAUCCGUACGCUCUGGUCCACACGGCUUUCUUCUUGAAUUCGGCGGAGGACCUCAGGGCCAGCAGGGCGGCUGAAAAGGACGAUCAGAUAAACUGCUUUGAACAUUUAGAAUCACACGAGGAGUUUUCAGUUCUGCCAAGAAUGCUAUUUGCCAUCGAUGGGAUGGGUUUCUGCUAGCUGCAGCCAAUACUUAUGUUUAUGUGCGUCUUACUCAGCGUUUCCUCCCCUGUGGAGUUCUCUUUUAAACUCUGUUUACACUCAAGUUGACACAAAAACCCAUUGUGUAUAUCUCAGCUGUCCAACAACCACACUGGAUCCAUUUCCCUCUCCUUAAAAAAACAUUUACAAAGUGACAUUUAUUUUGGUCUCAUUGUGGAUGCAUUAUGAGAGGACAAGACGUCCAGCACAAACAGUUGGUCAGCUUCCUCUUAAAGGACUCCUUUUCUAUCAUUAAGUAAACUGACUACAUAUUUUAUGGAUAUUUCAUAUUACACAAGAAGAGCUGAUGAACUGAACAAUGACCCCGAACAGUCAAACAAUAACUGCAGGGGUUUGGAUGAAUAAUGAGCAGAUUAUAUCCUGUCUUAUUAUUUCACAGAUGAGAUUCUUAUGAACUGUCUGGAUUAUUUUUUUUGGAUGAAUCCCCAUGACCUUUCAUUGUUCUAUGAGCUCUCUCUCACAGUCAGUCUCCAUAAGUCCCCAUGUUCAAAUGUCCAACUUCACAGCAGAAAUAAACAUGUUUACAGCCUGGUAUAAAAAA
Messenger RNA from Larimichthys crocea (large yellow croaker), 1928 nucleotides. It is a transcript of the gene hacd4, whose product is annotated as 3-hydroxyacyl-CoA dehydratase 4. Gene Ontology annotation, cellular component: endoplasmic reticulum membrane. The record is from RefSeq and is a predicted model, not a curated record. Bases 238 to 906 code for a protein of 222 amino acids. Gene Ontology annotation, molecular function: 3-hydroxyacyl-CoA dehydratase activity. NCBI's taxonomy places the organism in Eukaryota, Metazoa, Chordata, Actinopteri, Sciaenidae. Gene Ontology annotation, biological process: fatty acid elongation; very long-chain fatty acid biosynthetic process; sphingolipid biosynthetic process. The transcript is spliced from 7 exons.